Molecule: messenger RNA, 3409 nt
Organism: Pongo pygmaeus (Bornean orangutan)
Lineage: Eukaryota; Metazoa; Chordata; Mammalia; Primates; Hominidae
Gene: FREY1
Product: Frey regulator of sperm-oocyte fusion 1
Exons: 3
Coding region: 2253-2549 (98 amino acids)
Biological process (GO): sperm-egg recognition; fusion of sperm to egg plasma membrane involved in single fertilization
Cellular component (GO): endoplasmic reticulum membrane
Source: RefSeq, a predicted model, not a curated record
UAUGGGGGAGGGCCUGGACAGGGUGGGCCGCAGGCUGGUCUUUUUCUCCCUGACCUUAGCCUGUCCUUAGCCACUGGCCCUGCGAAGAGCCAGCCUCUCAUGCUAGAGUUUAAAACCCACAGAGAGGGCUCCAUCUGCACCUUGGUCCUCCAUGCCUCAGCUCCUCCCAGACACACUGCUUUCCCCAGGGCCCUCUGAGGAGCGCCCCCCAGGUCCUCACCCACGGGCAAGGGAAGGGGCUGCCUGGGCUCCCGUGGCCUCCAGCUUAGUGGAACAGGCGUUUCUGGGCACAUGCCUGGCCAUCAGGAACUGGCAGUGAAGCACAGUCCCCUGCCCUCCACCUCUCACCAACGGAGGAGACAGGCAUGUGGAUGCAGGCACCACACUGGGGGCUUGGCAGGAGGUGGCAUGUCCAGAGCGGGGUCUAGCUUGGGGGUGCCCCGGUAAUGGCGACUGCCUGCCUGCAGCGGUGACAGAGGUGAAGGGUUUCAUCAGGCUCCAUCGGCCAAGCCUUGACUCAGCCAGGCUUGAAACCGGUAGAACUAUCUAGUUUUUUGAUAGCCUACAAGGGGCCACUGUGUGCCUGGGAUCACAGCUCUGUGGAGCUAUGGGAGGUGGGAGCUGGACGCUGGAGGGGAAGGUCAGGGCCAAACUGAACAUAGCAUCACAUACCCAGGGGAGAAACUUGGACCUGGUCUAUGGUAGGCAGGGAGGGUUCUGUGUUUGUAAAUAUUCCAGCAGCCUGGUGGAGGAUGCUUUGGUGGGCAGAGGUGGAAGAAUGGGGGCCGUGACAUUGGAGGCAGUGGUCUGUAGCAGUGGGAGGGGCAAUGGCAGUGGCAGCAGAGAUAGGGAGAUUAAGGGUAACCCCAGCUAGUCUUGGGGACUGGCGUGGAGGAAGAGGGUGGUGUCUAGGAGACGAGGAGCAGGAAGGACGAGGGGCUUUGGGGUUAGGCAGAGUGGACAGAAUUCCAGGUUCCUGGCAGGGCGAGCCUUGGUGAGCACAGGAUGCUGAAGCAGGCUUGUGGAGACGUGUUGUCUCCAGGACUUAUAAAGGGAGGUGGCCACGGGAAGUGAGUGCGGGGACAACAUGCAGCGGGUGACGGGGCUGAAGGAGCCGCCAGAACUUGUCAGCCUUGGGUACUCGGGACAAGGAGCAUGAAUGAGGCCACUGGAGGAGCCAGUGUUGGAAAUAAGGGACUUCCCUCCCUGGGCCCCUCAGCCGUCAGAGGAGAGCGGCUGGGCCAGCCGGUAGGUUGACCGUCUCAAGCAACUGGAUUACCAAAGCUCCAGAGCCCUGGGCUCGGCCCUCAGGUUCUGAUACUACAGAUCUGGGGUGGGGCCAGGGAUUUUGUUUUGAAGGCUUGCCGUGGUUCUGGUGAGCCGGGUUCACACUGCAGGUAUAAGUGGGCUGAGCCUGGCUGCUGAGUGGAGAACCAGGAGCCAGCCAGAGGCCUUCUGGUGGCACCUGCAGCUGAGCCCAGGCCUGCAAGGGGACGGUGUCCAGUGCAGGGCCAAGCUGCACAGGCUCACUGGGCGCCCACCAGGGGUCCAGGGCUGCAGAUUCCAGUGAACAAAGCCCUCCCUGCCCUCCUGAAGCCUGCACUUGAGGGGCAGGUCCAGAGCUCUACCACCAUGUCUGGAAGCCCUCCAUCCAGCCUCAGGCCGCUGUAAGCUGCAGGGAGCGGAGAGGGAAAGGCCCUGAGCUGGGGACACGGGGAGCCUGCACACUCCCUCUCACGUAGACCCUGAGACGGGCAGGGCUGAGAGACCCACUCUUGGCUCCUCAGCUGGCAGGACCUGCCCGGACCUCCUGCCAUGCCAGCGGGGGUGGGGGAGGCUGUAGGAAUGGCUGGGGCUCUGGGUGGUGAGGAUCCCCUGCCCUCUUCGGAGGGCCUAUGUCUGUAGGGUGUGUGAUGGACUACGUCACAGAUGAGGAAACUCUGGCACACACAGAUGAAGUGACUUGUCGGGCUAGUAAGAGGCAAGGUCAGGACCUCAACUGAGAUCUGACUCCACAGUGUGUGCUCUUAUUCCUUGGGCAGCAACACUAGAACAAGAUCGGGUUUGGCACCUAUUAGCCAACAGCAUCAAUAAGAAGAAAAACAAGCCUCGGGGGAGAUUGCUGGCCCUGCCCCAGGGCAGGUGCUGACGCAGGCUUGGAAUGAAGGCCCUUUGUGAGGUGGCCCUGGGAGCUGGCAACGGGUUCCGUCCUGCCAGGAUAGGGGCGACAGGAGCCAGGACCCGUGUAGGAGAUGGUUCUCGCCAUGCUGGGGGCUCUGCGCCCCCGGGCUGGGCUCAGCCUCUUCCUCCACCUCAUCCUGGCAGUGGCACUGCUUCGCUCCCAGCCUCUGAGGUCUCAGCAGUCUGUUCCUGAGGCAUUUUCCGCCCCCCUGGAACUCUCGCAGCCACUUUCCGGCCUGGUGGAUGACUAUGGCAUCCUCCCCAAGCACCCGUGGCCGCGAGGGCCUCGACCCCUCCUGUCCGGGGCCCAGCAGCGCAAGCGGGACGGGCCCGACCUUGCUGAGUAUUACUACGAUGCACACCUAUGACCCAAGGCCCUCAUAAAGAUACUACGCGUGACAAAGGCUUGGCUUUCCUGGGCUGGGAGCGAGACGGGGACGGGAGGGGUCCACGCAGAUACAUCCACUGCAGUCCAGACAGGAAAUGGCACUUUAAUAGUUGGGGCCAGGGUGACAGGACCAAGAUGGGGCUGGCCUGUGUCAGUCAGGAAGCCUCCCUCUUCUGCUGGGACAGGGCCUUGCGGCAGCUCCUCCUCCCCGCCUGAGGUCCUAGGCCUGCCACAGGCCAGCAUGCCAGUGAGGUCAGUGGCAGGAGCCACCCAGAAGCCCCGCAGAUGACGGAGCUGAGAACGGGGACUUCACCUCCAUGUGUUGCCAUUUUCUCACUGGAAAGUCCUUGGGAGGUGGCUGGGCUCAGCCUGAGCUCAGGGCUCUUUGGUGGGGGUUGGGGCAGGGACAGGGCGGGCACUUGCAGGUGGCACAGGCUUCAUCAAGGCAGGACACGGGCUUCAUCAAGGCAGGAGCCAGAGCCGCCCGAGCCCUGGCAGGGGAGGUAAGGCCCAGGAUGGGGCAGGGCCGUGUGCUCCUGGAACGGACAUCCUUCUCUGCCAGAGACCUGCUCCCCAAGCCCUGUCCCUCCCAAUCCCCAGGCAGCCCACUCUGCCCUCCAUAGAUGAAUCUAAUCCCAUAUAUUACAAUAAACUGCAUUUGCCUCUCCCCACUGCCCCACCCUCCCCUACCCUGGGCCAGUGGCCCCCACUUCCUUGUCCCCUGGCGAUGGCAGGUGCCCCUCCUCAAGCAGUGCCACAUCCUGUCAGCAGCCAGCUGUCCUGGCACUGGCCUGAGGGCUGGGGGACGCAGAGGGCGGGGCUGUGCGGCUACUCCAGGUA